Molecule: messenger RNA, 9695 nt
Organism: Notothenia coriiceps (black rockcod)
Lineage: Eukaryota; Metazoa; Chordata; Actinopteri; Perciformes; Nototheniidae
Product: helicase with zinc finger domain 2
Exons: 20
Coding region: 455-9343 (2962 amino acids)
Molecular function (GO): RNA binding; ATP hydrolysis activity; RNA nuclease activity
Source: RefSeq, a predicted model, not a curated record
ACCCCACAGGAAGGCUCUCUGCAUUAUAAGCUGCAUUCUGACCUGUUGCCUAUUGUUUUCCUCUACCUUGUCUGUAUCAUUUAUCUGUUAAAAAACAAUAAGCCUUCUAUCUAUUUUCCUCAAUGGAUAAAAACAAAUAUGUGUGACCCCAUUUACACCUGGUGUAAACCUGUACAGAUAUCCUAUCAGGAGGACAGCCAUGCAACUCUUUGGAUCGGAGCAAUGGGAAGACAUAUUCCAGCUCAGCUCCACAUUUCUUCACUUUGGCCUUCGGUUUGACAUUUAUGAAGUGAAUCCUCCCUCAUUCUCUCAGAGGCCCGUUAGUGGCUUUGUUAAUCAGGUCUAUUGUGACUGAAUGCAACACAAAUGAAAACAUAGAAAUUGCUUAAACUCUGGGCAUAUUUCUACAAUGUGCAAGGUGUGUUGACUGCAGCUGGUGACUCAGCGUAUCACCAUGUCAGCCGCCAACCUUGCUCCUCUUACACCAAAAUAUGACCUCAAACUUGUAUGCACUAAAUGCUCUGUCGAGGAGAAAGAAAUUACCUACAGGUUAAAACCAGUUCAACACCAGUGUGCACGCAACCUCCUGCUCUGCAGAGCCAAAUGUGGCAGCAAAUGGAGGCCUGUGUCAAAGAGGCCCACGUUUCCUAAUCCCGUUCGGUAUGAGGUGUGUUACUUCUUUAAGGAGGGUCAAGGCUGCUCGUACCACAAGAAUCGGUGCACCUUUGCCAGAAGUGAUGAGGAAGCUGAUGUUUGGACAUUUGAAAAGUGUCACAGGAUCAACCAUGUGUCGCUCUGUAACCUUGUAGCUCAGUCUGAGGGAGGAGCGGACUCUGAGUCUCUGAGGGACCUGCCAGCUCUAGAUCUGAAGGCUGUGUGUGAUCUGUGUUCUGUCAAAGAGAACGAAAUAUCAUACACAGUUCAGUCAGUGAGUCACAAGUGCAGUAGAAAUCUUCUUUUAGCCAAAGACAAAGCCUGUGACCUCUGGAGGCCUGUCUCUGAGCGGCCUACAUGUGGUCGAAACGUAUUUUACCAAGUGUGUCAGUUCUUUGUGGAGGGCUCUGGGUGCACAAAGCACGGGCAGACGUGCACCUAUGCCAGAAGCGAUGAGGAGGCCACUCUGUGGAACUAUGUGAAGGACAAACGCAUUGGUAGAGAGGAGUUCAUCCGACUUGUAGUUGAGUCUGAACCGAUUUCGAUCACACCGGAGAGUACAGCUGAAAGCAUUCUCCAGCAGUUUCCAGGUGAAUUCAUCGAGCUCUGCAAACGCUGCUUCAAUGACAAGCCACAACAACUAACAACCAAGAGAUGGACUCCCUCUUGCUCAGCAGAUGCAGCGCACCCCUGGGACCCAGUCCUAGUUCAUCACCUGUCAGAGAAUAAGAGGAAGCACGUCUACAGCCAGGUGCGCCCUCUCCCCCAGAACUGUCACUUUGAGUUCUGCAGUCAUGUGACGGAGGGGAAGCCCUGCUGGCACCAGGUGGGCCGCUGCCAGGCUGCGCACAGCGAGGUGGAGAUGGCCGUGUGGAGGGUAGAGCACGGCGGGGUCUCCGUGCGACCUUAUGUCCUGCAGCUGAGCCGGCAGCAGCAGGCGGAGCAGCGGCUGAAGGAGCAGCUGACGGAGCAGCAGCUGACGGAGCAGCAGCUGACGGAGCAGCUGACGGAGCAGCAGCUGACGGAGCAGCUGACGGAGCAGCAGCUGACGGAGCAGCUAACAGAGCAGCUGACGGAGCAGCGGCAGGCGGAGCAGCGGCAGGCGGAGCAGCGGCAGGCGGAGCAGCGGCAGGCGGAGCAGCGGCAGGUGGAGCAGCGGCCGGUCUCCAUGUACUGCAGAGUGUGCCUGCUGGUGCUCUCCUCCCCAGAGAGCUUCUUCGAGCACUGCUCCUCUCUGGAGCACGCCCAGCUGCUCUCUGAGGACACCACCACCAGGUGGAGGGGCCGGCAGCCCCCACACAACCACCGGGCUGAGUUCUGGCUCUGCGAGAGACCACAAACAUGUGAGUACGGCAGCAAGUGCCCCAAAGCUCACUCUGAGGAGGAGCUGAAGGAGUGGCUGAUGCGAGCUGCAGAGGAGAAGGAGAUCAGACAGAGCAUCGGAGCCCAGGGUCUCAUGAACUAUAACCUGGAGCUGCUGGAGGAAUACAAAAACAGCAGUAAUGAAGUACACAUAUUAUCAGAGCAAGUCAACGAUGUCAGCAUCUCUUGUGACGGAGAUGUAACUGUGGAGUGUGAGCAGAUCAAUGAAACACUGCGAUGGAACUUCCAAGUUGAAACAGAGAGACAGCUUGUGCACGUGGCGCUGCUAAAGCAAGAACCAGGAGCUUCCUAUACGCUCGGCGACAUCAGCUCAGUGCCCUGCAUCUACUCCCCCGGUGAACCCUUUCUCACUGACGACAUGACCUAUGACAUCACAGUGUCUUUCACAUCCAUCAACCCAGGCCUGUACGACCAGUGGUUAGUGCUAGAUUUUGACAUGAGACCAGUGCUCUUGAAAAAACUCCGGGUUAGAGUAGGCAAGCUUUCAUUGGAUGACGUUGUACAACCAACAGUGACGUUUGGAUACACCUUUCAAAGUGCUGAGCGCUGGCAUCGAGGAAACCGGGUUAUCAUCCCAUGUUCGUCCAGGACAGAAGAACAGGAGAAACUGUUAAAGAAGUACAAGCCUCCUCCGAUUAGCUUUCUGUAUAAAUCCUCCUACAGCAGCCAAACACCUCUGAACAGUGACAACUACAAAGAAAGAAUGCACCAGUUCCUGUACGAUGAGGAACAGGCAGAGGACCAGAUUGUUUCAAGGUUAAAUGUUUGUGGAGGAAUUACAACAUUGGGGACGUUGAACAGUACACAGUUUGGCAUGAUGAUGGCUCCUCGGGGAGAACUGUUCUGUGCUGUCUCCAUUCCUUGUAAGCUCACUCCAGACACCCCUGAGGGACUGGCACUGAAACGCAGCAUCCAGUCUGCCCUGAUAGCCCCUUUAUCUGAAAGUAGUCAAAGCUCCAAGGUCUAUGAAGCCAGCAUACUGAAAGACAAAACAAGUGAGAACACCAUGUAUUUGCAACUGUCUAAGAAGUGUUGCUCUGAUCUUACACUCAGAAGCAAUGAGUCGUAUCAAAUGGAGGUGCAGUUCCAGCUCAAUCGCCACAGCUUCUGCACCAUGCACAAGGCCGUAGACCUCCUUCCUGAUACAAAAAGAGUGCUGCCAGACCUUAAACACUGUGGAGUUCCUGUGAAUAACAUCAAACAUGAGAAGCUCAACCCAAAGCAGCAGUCAGCAGUUGACUUUAUCACAGGAAGCUCCAAUGUCCAGAAAUAUUCAGCACCACUCCUCAUCUACGGGCCAUUUGGAACUGGGAAAACAUUCACCCUUGCUUUAGCAGCCCGAGAGCUGUGUAAGCUGCCUCACAACAAAGUGCUUAUUUGCACCCACACCAACAGUUCUGCAGAUCUGUACGUCAGAGAUCACUUCGAUCCAUUCAUCAACAAGAAAGAUGAUGGAACGAGACCAAUUCGAAUAAAAGUGAACAAACAAGGGAAAGCUUUGUUUGCCACGGAUGAGAUCACUUUGAAAUACUGCUUGCUGUCGGAAGACAAACAGUCUUUUUUACCACCUACAAAAGCUGCUCUUGAUCGCCACAAAAUAGUUAUAACAACCACAACAAUGGCAAGACAUUUCCAUGACCUAAAUCUCCCAGAGGGAUAUUUUACCCACAUACUGAUUGAUGAAGCCUCUCAGAUGCUUGAAUGUGAAGCCUUGAUGGCCCUUGGCCUUGCUGGUCCACAAACCAGAGUUGUUUUGGCUGGAGAUCACAUGCAAAUGGGACCCAAGCUUUUCUCAGUUGAUGAUCAUCACCGUUCAAAUCACACACUCCUUAAUCGCCUCUUCCACUACUAUCAAGGCCAAAAGUGUGAUGCUGCCCAGAAUAGUAGAAUCAUUUUCAGUGAAAACUACCGCUCAACCAAAGAGAUUGUGGAGUUUGUGUCCACCAAUUUCUACGUCGGUAAGAAUGACUUUAUCAAAGCUAAAGGAAAUGUUCCGCCUCCUGCAAAUGGCAAUGCCUUAAAGUUUCACCAUGUCAGGGGAGCAUGUCUCUUGGACACUGGGUCUAUGUCUUGGUGUAACAAAGAAGAAGUUGUCAAAGUGGCUGAAGCAGUGAAAGAGGUUCUCGAACAGUGGCCAUUGACAUGGGGGCCCAAGGACCCAAGCUCAAUCUGCAUUCUAUCAGACGGAUGUCAGGUCUGGCAAAUAAGGAAAGCACUUUCAAAAAGAGGCCUCAAUGAAGUCCAUGUUGAGAAUCUUGCAAAUGUCCAAGGUAAACAGUUCAGGGCAGUCAUAAUGACAGCUGUGCAAACACGUGACAGCCUGAAAACAUCUCACCUACCUGGUCUGGAGCUGUUCAAUGAUGUGCGUGUGUUGAACACUGCAAUGACCAGAGCUCAGUCCCAGGUGGUUGUGGUUGGAGAUGCUGCUGCCCUCUGUUGCUUUGGGAACUGCUCGAAGGUCUGGAAGAGCUACAUAGAUCAUUGCAUCAGCAACAACAGUGUCACACCAAAGCAUUUCACCAUGGAUUUCUUCAUGAAAGAUGUCAUGGAAACUACAAGGUUUCAGAAGCCUGAACAUGUUGAUGAGGGCAGCCCUCUCAGUGAUGCAAUUCUUCAAGAGUUGAAAGAUGACUAUGAACUCCUGAAAAAAGAACACAAUUUGGAUGAGGACAAGUGGAAAUGUAAAGACUUCAACAACCAUAGGUCAAGAUCAUCAUACAAUAUCAGUGAUGUUGAUGCAGAUCUUUUGAAAUAUCCAGGGAUGUACAAGCACGGAAAGUUGUUCAGGGAGUCAUAUAACAAAGGUUAUGUUGUACCAUUUGACAACCCCACCUCAAGAAUACGCAUCAAAGGAAGAGAUAACAUGGGUAAGACCUUCACUGGAGACGAAGUGGUCUUACAAACAGCGAAGGUGAUCAGCAUCACCAAGCAAUCUGAAUCAGCCCGCGUUCUUGUGUGUCUGCUUGAGGAUGAGGAUCACAGCAAACCAAGACAAAAUUCUGAAGAAACAUUUAUCAAAAGAACGAUGAUACCCAUUGCAAAAUCUGCCCCUAAAAUACGCAUACUGAUCAGCAAGAGAAAACGUAACUGCAUUCCAAUAUGGGAGAAAAUGAAUGGUCAGUGGACGACUGCAGCAUUUGAACAUCUUGAUGAAAAGCUCAAACAGAACAAUGUAUUUGUGGUGCAAAUAAUUGGAUGGAAAGAAAAUUGUCAUAUUCCAUUAGGGAACGUCAUAGAUAUUCUUCCUAUUGGAAGUUCUUUGGUUGACGGUCUACGGAUCCUGAAUGAAGAAUUCAAAGUUGAACCCAAUACAUGUAAUCCAGACGAGGGUCUCUUCUCACAAGAUGAAGACGGGACACACAGAGAGGACUUAAGCCAUAUGAUCACUUUCACGGUUGACCCCAAAGAAGCAAAAGACUUGGACGACGCCAUCAGCGUUAGGGAUAUUGGAGAGCAUGAGUAUGAGUUGGGAGUCCACAUUGCAGAUGUGGCCAGCUUUGUGAUCCCAGGUUGUGAAUUGGACAAGGAGGCAGAACAACGUGGUGCUACAUAUUACAGCAGCAGUGUAGACCCUGUGCACAUGUUCCCCAAAGAGUUAAGCACUGGAACCUUCAGUCUUCUGUCAGAUGGCAAACAAUGCAGGGUGGUAUCAUUAAUGUUCAAAGUAAACAAGAAAACAAAUGAGAUCAUUGGAAAGCACAAACUCCAGCUGUCAGGGAUCAAGUCUAACAGGCAGUUGUCUUAUGACGAGGCAGAGGCCAUAAUCACUGACCGGUACAGAGAGGGACCUGCAUUUGACUCUGUAGAAGACUGUGUCACAGUGGCUUAUCGUUUUGCAAAAGCUCGAAGGAAGGACAGACUGGGCUCAGAUUGGGCUUAUUCUCAACCUGAUGAUAAGAGAUUGCCAGGAAAGCGUAAAGCCAAUAUGAUGGUUGAAGAGCUGAGUGUGUUAUUUAAUACACUUGCAUCAAAGGAUUUGAUUGACUCAAAGAAAACCUUGGAUUGCACACCCCUUCGCUGUCAGUCAAAACCUGAUUGUGAAAAGAUAGAAGAUUUCAAGGCGAAAUGCGGAGAACUAAUUCCUCUAUCCUUUCAUGUGCGGCACAAAGUUGAAGGAGUUGACGAAGUUGGCGAACAACCCUCAAACUGUGAAAACAUCCGCAUACUGACAGAAGUGUGGGAAGAUAUCCAGUCAGCUGCCAGAGCAGAUGAUAUUGACAAAAUGGUGGACCUUAUAGCGGCAGAUGACAUCCAUCCUCCUCUCCAACCAGUUGUUGAUCAGUUCAGAAAAUGUUUUUGUAAAGCUAAAGUCAUAUGUUCCAGCUCCUACUCCAGAGAAGUGUUUAGGCAUUAUUCUCUGAACGUAGAUUCUUACACACAAGCAACCUCCCCAAUACGGCGGUACAUGGACCUCAUCUCGCAGAGACUUUUGCAUUCCAUCAUACAUGACCGGAGAGCGCAAUACACUACUCCUGAGAUUGCAACUUUGUGUAGUCAAUUUGAGGACAACGUCAAGAAUGCCAAGGAGUAUGAACAAAAGGCAGAGCAGAUCUCCUAUGCAGUGAGCAUGAAAAAACAAAGUGCUUCAAAGCUAGCCUUUGUUGGGAGUCCCAACAGAGACAGUGUUCCAGUGGCAUUUCCUUUUAACAAGAACAUAUUUAGAGAAAGUGUAUCAGUUAUGUUCAAGGAUUUACAAUUGUGUGACCAACCCAUUUUUGAUGAAGAAAAUGACUGCAUCACUCUUACAUGGAAAAGGCGGGUCUAUGCAGUUGACAACAUGCAAAUCCACCAAGAGUUGCAAAUGACAGACUAUGGUCCUUGCGUUGAGCUUCCACUGGCAACAUGGAAAGCCACUGUUGAAGCAAUUGACCAAGGAAACUGGGAUCAUGCAAAGUCUCUCACAAUGGAAGCUAAUACUAAGCAGCAGGAAAAACAAAUUAUUCUGCCACAAUCUUCUGAAAUGCCAGCUCCCAAAUCAAAGUCAUGUGACUCUGAGGAGCAGGAGGAACAAAGGGAGCAUGAGGUCGACAUCCAUUUGCGUUUGCAGAGAGGGGACACCCUUCAGAUCCAAAUGACCACUGAGGUAAGAAGAGGUUACAACUCGCCUGCUGUUCAGCUGGUGCGCAUUAAACCAAGGUUUGAGAUCUGUGUGGACCAUGUGCACAGCGCUAUCACAUGCUUCGCCAAAUAUGCAGAGGAACCAUCAAAAAUCUUGUAUAGAGACACCAAUGAGUAUGUACAGAUCUGGAAACCGUUAUGUAAAAUGGAAUCUGCUUCCACUGCAGUGGAUGACAGUGACAGCAUAGUCAUUGAGAACCUGGUGGUAAACUUCUGUCAAAAGCAGGAACGUCGCCUAACAGGAAGCUUCUUCUUACCUAUUGCAUCUAUCACUAAAUGGGCCAUUGAAUGUAACCUUUCAAAGUGCUUACUGUGCAUACGGAAAAGAGGUUUGACGCUACCUUCAACCCCGGAACAUUCUGCUCUGGCGGACCCAAAAGUGUUCACAUGGGUGGCCCACGGUGUCACAGUAAAAGCAGAACAAAAAAAACCUCCAAAUGAAGGAAGUGAGGUGGAGUUCUAUGUCCAUCACCUGCCGAUGGAGAACAUUCCUGAUUGUGUCUUUCAGAAAAACACUUAUUUCACAGUUGAAAUAAUCCCAAAGUCUCUGCCUGAAAUCCGGAAAGAAGAGGCUGUGGAAAACAUUCCGUAUGCAUGUGACCUUGUCAAGGCUAUAGCACUUGGAAAACACAUUCCAAAAGAGGUAAAACCAAUGUGGAACCACCAGAGGAAAGAGCUACCGUAUGGACUAACGCAGUUUAACCAGAGUCAGCAUCUUGCUGUGGAGAAAGCUCUAAAUAAUACCUUCACAAUUAUACAGGGACCACCUGGGACGGGAAAGACAGUCGUUGGUGUGAAGAUAGUGUUCGGUUUCUUUGAGCUGAACGCUAAGAGCCCACGGACUGAUGUUGACCCAAGGGAUGAGAACAAGAAACAAGUUAUUCUCUACUGCGGCCCAUCCAACAAGUCUGUUGAUGUUGUUGCAGAGUACCUACUGAGGUUUGGGGACAGACUACGGCCCCUCAGGUUCUACAGCCAACACGUGGAGAUGCUUGAUUACCCCUAUCCAGACUGCGCUCUGCAGUUUUCCCGGAGGUCAAUCCGCCAAGAGCGUGCCAAACCAGAGCUCAGGAGCAUCACUCUGCAUCACCGCAUGCGGGAGGACACUAACCCUUCUUCAGGUCAAAUAAAAGAUUUUGAUCUACGCAUUAAACUUGCCCUGGAAAAAGGAAAAAAGCUGACUCCUAUAGAAGUGAAAGAAUACAAAAAACUUCUCGUAAAGGCUCGGAAAUAUGAGUUUGAACGGCAUGACAUCAUACUGUGUACAUGCUCACAGUCUUCCACCCCGAAUCUGACUAAGACCGUCAGUGCACGGCAGAUCCUCAUUGAUGAAUGUGCAAUGGCCACUGAACCCCAGGCCCUGAUUCCAUUAGUCUGCAACCGGCCAGAGAAGAUUGUUUUGAUCGGGGACCAUAAACAGUUACGACCCAUUGUGAAGAAUGUGCAUGUGAGGAGGCUGGGGAUGGCCAAGUCUCUGUUUGAACGUUACCAUACGAUGCAUAAGAAGAGCGCUGUGAUGCUGGACACCCAGUACAGGAUGCAUAAGGAAAUAUGUGAGUUCCCGUCGCGAGAAUUUUACGAGGGGAAUCUGUUAACCGGAGUGGAGCAGCCGAGCAGCGUCCUGCGUGUUGACAAUAAGACGAUGCCGAUCGUUUUUGGGGACAUCAGAGGAAAGACCGUCAGCCUGGUGGUCAACACAGCUAAGGGCAACGAGAACUCCAAAGCCAACGAGGAAGAGAGAAUCAAAGUGAUUGACAUUGCUGAAAAGCUGGUGACUAAAGCCAAUAUCGAACAGCAAAAUAUUGUGAUUCUGUCCCCCUAUAACGCGCAAGUGUCAGAAAUCCGAGAUGGGCUGAAGAAAAAGAAAUUGAAUGGAAUCACCGCCACCACAAUCACUAAAAGCCAAGGAAGUGAAUGGAGCUACGUCAUCAUAUCUACAGUGUGCUCUCUGCCAAGCGAGGAGAUUGAGGCAGAACCUGAAGGAGGUUGGUUGUCCAGACAUCUGGGCUUUGUGGCCGAUCCCAACCAGAUAAAUGUGGGCAUCACCAGGGCCAAGGAGGGACUGUGCAUCAUUGGGAACCAGGAGCUGCUGAACUGCGGUCGGACUUGGAAAAAGCUCCUGGACCAUUUCAAGCUUCACAAUGCAGUGACGGACGCAGACAAGAUCUCAGUGUUGGCUUCCACAUAGCAACAGAGCGCUGCAACAGCACAGCUUCACAAAUAUGUUUUGUUGGGCUCUGAUUUACAAAACGUUUUUUUCCUUCAACGUGUACGUGUAAAACUUAUUUUAUAAACUUGAUCUAUUUGUUAUGUUUAGGUGUGGCAAUUUCAUUUUCCAAGUUCAAAGACUGUAUAGUCUGUUGUUGUUUUGUUUUGUUUUUCCUUUUGUUACUUCAAUGAAAGAAAGUGCAUCUAGGUAACAUUUCAGGCUACAAUACCACAUGCUAAUGUUGAGUCUGGGCAGAAUGCAGAGAGUUCAGGUCAUGUGGAUGGAUCUUUUAAUGAAUCUGCAGGUUUCAAAUGUGUUCCACAUUGAUAUU